AUGGGGGCCCUGGGGGCGAGUGGGAUGGGGGUCCUGGGGGCGAGGGAUUUCGCCUUUUAUGCGCGCCGCCGCCGCGAAGGGGCAGGUGGCGCCGCCGCCGGAAUCCGCCAAGAAAAUCAAGAGGAUUCGAGAAAGACCGCCACCGCCACCGACAGCAACAGCAGCAGGCACCCGGUGUACCGGGGAGUCCGAAUGAGGAGCUGGGGCAAAUGGGUUUCCGAAAUCCGGGAGCCCCGCAAGAAAUCGCGCAUAUGGCUCGGCACCUUCGCCACCCCUGAAAUGGCGGCGCGUGCCCACGACGUGGCGGCCCUGAGCAUCAAGGGCGCCUCCGCCACGCUCAACUUCCCAGAACUCGCGGCCGUCCUCCCACGCCCCGUCUCCAUCAGCCCCCGCGACGUCCAGGCUGCCGCCUCGAAGGCGGCGGCGAUGGAGAAGUUCGAUGAUUUGCCAUCGCCGUCGUCGACCACCACCUCUUCAUCUUCUCCGUCGUUGUCGUCUCUUGUUUCUUCGGUGGACCUGUCAACUGAGUCGGAGGAGGAACUGAGUGAAAUCGUCCAGUUGCCGAGUUUAGGGUCGUACUUUGACUCGGUGGGGCUGAGGAGUGAUUUUGUGUACAUUGAUAACGCGGCGGUGGAGGGGUGGACGUUGGACUUGCACCCUUCUCCGCCGUGGGGUGGUGGUGGUGGGGUUAUUGAUGAUGGUGGGAUUUCUAGCUGUUUCGAAACCUUGUUCUGGAAUUAUUGA
Messenger RNA from Erythranthe guttata (spotted monkey flower), 744 nucleotides. NCBI's taxonomy places the organism in Eukaryota, Viridiplantae, Streptophyta, Magnoliopsida, Lamiales, Phrymaceae. The record is from RefSeq and is a predicted model, not a curated record.